Molecule: messenger RNA, 4121 nt
Organism: Sinocyclocheilus anshuiensis
Lineage: Eukaryota; Metazoa; Chordata; Actinopteri; Cypriniformes; Cyprinidae
Product: nuclear receptor subfamily 2 group C member 2-like
Exons: 15
Coding region: 218-2068 (616 amino acids)
Biological process (GO): regulation of DNA-templated transcription
Molecular function (GO): sequence-specific DNA binding; zinc ion binding; DNA-binding transcription factor activity
Source: RefSeq, a predicted model, not a curated record
GCAACUGUGAACGAGCCCGAGAGGAAGGAAACUCUCGCACGCUUGCAAACGGGGUCACGAACUAUGACCUUUCACUGGAGUUAAACAAUAACAAAUAAUGUGUAAUAAACCCGAGAUCAAAAAACUUACGCCCGUCCGUAUCACAGGUGGAGGUGUUGUUGGCAGAUGCAGAGCUGGCCUUUGUCCAAUCAGACACUUCUAAUGACUUCACAUCACCAUGACAACUAAUGUGGAGGUGCUGGCUCAGCAGAUAUUGACCGCUGAGCAGGUUUCAGAGGUACACUCAUCUGCGUCAGACAGCUCAGUGAUGAGCUCCUCUCGCAUUCAGAUCAUCUCCACUGACCCCUCUGUCACAACCCCUCAGAGAAUACAGAUAGUCACUGAGCAGCAGAUGGGUCAAAAAAUCCAGAUAGUGACGGCACUGGACUCCACUGUGCCCAAACAGCAGUUUAUCCUGGCAGCACCUGAUGGCUCUUCAGCAGGCAAAGUCCUCCUGGCAUCACCUGAGGGUACUAGUGCCAAACAGCUUAUCUUUGCCACUGCUGAUAGCCUGGUGCCUGGCCGAAUUCAGUUUGUAACAGAUGCAGUUUCAGUGGAGAGACUUCUGGGUAAAGGGGCAGACAUGAGCCGAGCGCAGCCAAUAGAAUACUGCGUGGUGUGUGGAGAUAAAGCUUCAGGGAGGCAUUAUGGGGCGGUCAGCUGUGAAGGAUGUAAGGGGUUCUUCAAGCGAAGUGUGCGCAAGAGUCUGACAUAUAGCUGCCGCAGUAACCAGGACUGUGUGGUGAACAAACACCAUCGCAACCGCUGCCAGUUCUGUCGUCUCAGGAAGUGCUUGGAGAUGGGCAUGAAGAUGGAGUCUGUACAGAGUGAGAGGAAACCCAUUGAUCUUCCUAGAGAAAAACCUGCCAACUGUGCAGCAUCCACAGAGAAAAUCUACAUCAGGAAAGACCUGCGGAGUCCCCUCAUCGCAACACCGACCUUCAUCUCUGAGAAAGACGCCUCACGGUCCAGACUGUUGGACUCUGGGAUGCUUGUCAAUAUCCAACAACCUUUAAUACAAGCUGAUGGCACAUUACUAUUAGCAACAGACAAAGCGGAGUCAGGACAAGGUGAUCUGGGGACGCUGGCUAAUGUGGUUUCAUCAUUAGUCAAUCUGAACGAUCCGGUUAGUAACGGAGAGCUGGAGGAGUCACCCAGUGAAAUCACACGUGCCUUUGACGCGCUAGCUAAAGCUCUGAACCCCAGUGAGGUGGUGGAGGGCCAGAGCUCGUCAGAGGUGGAUGGUGUGGGUGGAGCUACAAUACAGGUGAUCAGCAGGGAUCAAAUCUCACCACUCAUAGAAGUUGAGGGACCUCUGCUUACAGACACACACAUCAGCUUUAAGUUGACGAUGCCAAGCCCAAUGCCUGAGUAUCUGAAUGUGCAUUAUAUCUGUGAGUCUGCAUCACGCCUGCUCUUCCUCUCCAUGCACUGGGCGCGCUCUAUUCCAGCCUUCCUUGCUCUCGGGCAGGAAUGUAACACAGCUCUGGUGCGAGCGUACUGGAAUGAGUUGUUUAUUCUGGGUCUGGCACAGUGCGCUCAGAUCAUGAGUCUGUCCACCAUCCUCGCUGCCAUCGUCAAUCAUCUGCAGUCCAGUAUCCAGGACGUAGACAAGCUAUCGAGUGAACGCAUUAAACUAGUCAUGGAGCACAUAUGGAAGCUGCAGGAGUUCUGCAACAGCAUGGCAAAGCUGCAGACAGACGGAUAUGAAUAUGCCUACCUAAAAGCCAUUGUCUUGUUCAGUCCAGAUCAUCCAGGUUUGAGCAGCUGUAGUCAAAUUGAAAAGUUCCAGGAAAAAGCGCAGAUGGAACUCCAGGACUAUGUGCAAAAGACUUAUCCCGAUGACACCUACAGGUUGGCCCGAAUCCUGUUGCGUUUACCAGCGUUGCGGUUGAUGAGUUCCAGUAUAACUGAAGAGCUGUUUUUUACUGGCCUUAUUGGAAAUGUACCGAUCGACAGUAUCAUCCCAUAUAUCCUUAAAAUGGAGACUGCAGACUACAACAGCCAAAUCACAGGCCCCUCUGUGUGAUCGCACUCUGACUGUCAUUUCAUUUUGACCUUGAGACUGAAGUCAUGCAAGUCCCAUCAUCCCUUGCCCUCACGGGGACUCAAAUAUAUCACAAUAUAUUGAACUGACCAACAAGCUCUACCUCAAGAGGAGCUGCAACAGUGAAAGCCUUUCAGUAUGUGACCGUUACCCUAGAAAUAUUGUGUUGUAGUUUACAGAGAGAUGCAUUAUGGGACUUUCAGUUCCAAUGACAGGACAUUUGCCUCGAAAAUUAAACAAAGGCCUUUCUUUUUUUAAACCCUUAUUUAAAAACACUUGAGCACUUCAUGAUGAUUCCAAUGGAAACAAUCCAAGAUAAAAUUUUUACAGCCCCAAAUUCUCCUAAUAAUUUUUUUAUUACCUAUGAGCAAUGAUCUUUUCCAAAGGAAGACGUGAUUCUUGAUUGAAUGUAGCAGUUGAUAUCAAGGCAGUUUUCUUCUGAAUCUCUGGAUCCCUGAAUCUCUACUUGUUCAUUUUUCUCAUUGAUAAAGCAGUUAAGUAGAAAGCAAAUUUUCUGUGUCCCACAGAUCGUGUACUUUGUACCGUCACUUCCGUCGUCAUGACAAUCAACCUCCUUCUCCUCAAUAUCAUAUUUUACCUUCAAACUCAUGUAUUUAUUUCAUUGAGUCUAACUCUAUAGUUCAUACAAAUGUAGAUAAUCUGAUUUGCUUGGUUUAAAAAAAAAAAUCUUAUUAAAUGAUAUAUAGAAAGUAUUUGAUCUGUAUCUUUAUAGCAUUUGACUGCUGCUGCAAUGUACAAAAGGUGUCAUUUUCAGAUGUAAUAUAUCCACAAUUGUGAUGGUUUAAUGCACUUAGAUUACUAAUUAGCUUUUUAUUUGCAGAUAUGUGCACAGAUAGUUUUUAAAUUAGUUUCUAAUGUCUCAUUUUGUCCUAAUUGUAAGAAAAGUAUUGACAUGCACUUAUUUAUGUGAUUCCCCCCCAAACAAAUAUUUACAUAGGCUGUAUUUAUUUGGGUUUAAAAUUAGUAGUUCGGAGGAAAAAAAAAAAAAAAAGUAAAUAUACUUCAACUUCCAGACUUUGGUAUUGGUUAGCCACAUUGUUUUUUUUACAUCCCAACGAACUAUAAUAUGAUAAACCACACACACCCACUGUAACAUGGGAAAGCAUGCCAAGUCAUAAGUGAGCUGAGCAGAAGCUAAUUACAUUUCAAUAGGAUUUUUGUUUGGAAUUACCAGCUGUGCAACUGUGCAGUCUGCUUAUGAUCUGUCCAAAAUGUGCCUCAUAUAUUUGAAAACCUACAAACUAACUCACAAAACUGGUGGUUUUGUAUUUGCAUGCGUGCUUCAUUUAUGCAACAAGAGCAUCUUGUUAGAUGUUCGAGUGACUUUCAUCAAUUUCUUGUUAAACAAGAAAAAAAAAAGUUUCAAUGACUUUUACCAUUGUUACACACAUUACUGUAAAGCGAUGGCUGUUGAAUAGAUGUCCAUUGGCAAAUAUGUAGAUUAUAUUCGAAAGAAUAUUCACUUCUCCAUGCAAAUGAACAUACAAACAUUGACAUCAACCUUAAUCAUCAGCAAUGUCAAAAUUAUUCUUUAUAGAAAUUGCUUAAACCCUGCUUUACAGUUUGAACCUCUGUUACAGAAGAGGUUUCUGUUUCCCAUAAAUGUUCUAUUGUAUAAGGUUUAUUGUUGUUUUAGAAUUCUUUCAGAAGUCAUCUCUACUUGGUCUCAGUGAUUUUGUCAAAAAACCCUAGUUGCUGUUUCAAAAACGCCCCCCACAAACUGUUUUAUACGGUUUUAACACCGACAGGCAGGUAUCUUAAACAAAAUUGUGUACGUAUUUUAAAAUGCCUAAUGUUUUUGGUUUCAGUCUGUAAGUGACUGGUUUAUAGGUGUUGUAAUGCUAUGUUGUAAUUCUAGUCAUUUCUGUUUUCAUCUGUCUGUGAGACGAUAAGAAAGCUGUGCAUGAACUAUCCUUUAAAUUUGAUUAAAUUCUAUACUGAUGUGGAGUUUAUAUAUUGUGCCGUGAAAACACACACACACACACACACACACACACAUAUAUAUAUAUAUAUA